Messenger RNA from Pantherophis guttatus, 8529 nucleotides. It is a transcript of the gene CCDC85A, whose product is annotated as coiled-coil domain containing 85A. NCBI's taxonomy places the organism in Eukaryota, Metazoa, Chordata, Lepidosauria, Squamata, Colubridae. The record is from RefSeq and is a predicted model, not a curated record.
GCAGCCGCCUCGCGCUCGCUCCACUCGCCUUUUGCAAAGUGAGCCGUGCCGUCCGCGCUGCGGGUGCGGGGCUACCGUAGACCCAAAUGCACGCUCUGGGCAGUUCGGGAAAGCGUCGGUUUCAGCAACACCUCCCGACGCCGCUGAAACGAGCCGUCGGUAACGGGCUGGAGGGGCGAGGCAAGGCGCCCUGCAGAGGAACAAGUGGAACCGGUAGGAGGCUUUCCUCCCGAGGCGGAGGAUGGCUGCGAGGGAUGAGCCCAGUUGAGAAAAGGCGUGUGUGAGGGACGCCCCGGUAUUCCUGAGCUGCUGCUGCUGAAGAAGAAGAAGAAGAAGAAGAAGAGGGGGAAGGUUUUGUGCGGGUUUUUUCCCCCCCUUGGGAGGUGGGGCGCCGGGGGAUGCCCGCACCAACCCAGCCACGUACUUCUCUGCAUCUGCUCCACGAUCCACCCGGUCCGUUUAUCCCGGAGGUUUGGUGAGGGCACUUUAUUGCCCCUCUGCUCCGCCCCACCCGUUGCUCUCAGUGUGUGCGCUCGCCCUGGGUGCGUCAUCCAGACAGUUGUACUGUACUUUAUACUCUCUUCUCUCCUCCUUUCCGGGCUCUUGUACGCCAAUCGUCCCGGCUGCCCUGCCUUCUCCAAGGGAGAAGGGUGGGCCUUGUUAUCCGGGGAAGAUACAACUACCACCGCCAAUGGAACCUGUUUUGCGACGGGCGCUUUUGCUGCCGGUUCUUCGUGGGGCAAGGAAGCCACCGUUCCCAUUGUAUUUGGCUGGACGCCUGUGAGGGCGCUCCCCCUCCCCCUUUCCAGGAUCUUCUGGACGGUGACUCCAAUGCCGCCUUUUACAAGCUCCGAUGUCACUUUCUUUCCUUCGUCCCAGUCACUUGAGUGUACGCGUGGCUGUUCGUCCACGAAGAAGGUCCUCUGAAAGAAGAUCACCUUGCCCGAAGGUGUCUCUGUGAAACUACAGAAUUCCAAGUUGACUUUCGGUUGAACUAAGGCUGAAGAUCGUUGCUCGGUUUUGCUGGGCUGUAAAACUACGGGAACUCCCCUCCACACCUUGCCUUGCCUUGCCUCGCCUCCCAGGGGGAAAGAUAUCCAGAGGCCAGGAGAGAAAGUGAGUGAAGGGUUUUGUUGACCUCGGAAUGCCCUACUCCACCUUGGGAGACUCUCCUUUCUUCUGAACAAGAGCUGGCAGAAGGAACUUUGGGAGAAGGGAAGGGCUGGCUUUUCUCUUUACACAAAAACUCUUGUUGCUGAAUUCUAAAAGCUGUUUGAAUCCCCUGGAGACUCAGUUGCCUAUCUGGCCCAGAGGAGCAAUUGUAUUGGUCGAGGAAAGGGGUUAUUUAAGGACCCUCGGGGAUUGAGGGACAGGUCCUGCUUAAAGAAGAGACUUCAAGAAUACCCUUGCCUCAUUUCACCUGCAGAGGUGCUCGGAGCAAGCUUGAGGAUUUUCCCCGAGGGUACUUGGAAGCUGCAUCUUUCUUGCUGUGACAUCAGGAAGAAACUUUGCCCACCAAAAUGUCCAAAGUGGUGGCUUCCAGUGGAGCUGGAACCUCGGCAGCAUCAGAGAGUUGUGGGGCAGGGCUGGCUGAAGACCUCUCUAAGGUGUCUGAUGAGGACCUGCUGAAAUGGAGCAAAGAAGAUCUCAUUCGUAGCCUUCGUAAAGCUGAGUCAGAGAAAGUGAGUGCCAUGCUGGAUCACAGCAACCUCAUCCGGGAGGUCAACCGCCGCCUGCAGCUCCACCUGGGCGAGAUCCGGGGGCUUAAGGACAUCAAUCAGAAAUUGCAGGAAGACAACCAGGAGCUGCGAGACCUUUGUUGCUUCUUGGAUGAUGACCGGCAGAAAGGCAAAAAAGUAUCCCGCGAAUGGCAGAGGCUUGGGAGGUAUAGCGCUAGCAUGAUGCAUAAAGAGGUUGCCUUAUAUUUGCAAAAGCUGAAGGAACUGGAAGUAAGGCAGGAAGAAGUUGUGAAGGAAAACUUGGAGCUGAAGGAGCUUUGUGUCUUGUUGGAUGAAGAAAAGGGUGGGGUUGCUGGCUGCCGAAAUUCAAUAGAUAGUCAAGCCAGUCUUUGCCAAUUAAAUGCCACAAGUACAUUCAUAAGAGAUGUUGGAGAUGGGAGUAGUACCUCCAGUACUGGGAGCACUGAUAGUCCUGAUCACCACAAGCACCAUUCAAGCUCAAGUCCUGAGCAUCUCCAGAAAACAAGGAGUGAGGGAAGUCCUGAGCAUCAAAAGCACAGGAGUGCUAGCCCUGACCACCUCCACAAACCUCGAAGUUCUGGAAGUCCUGACCACCAGAAGCAUCUGAAAGGACCAAGUCCAGAGCAUCAUAAAACCCUAACCAAAGGUACUUCAGAGCAGCAGAAGCACAGUUGUAGCAGUCCAGAAACACUGCCAAAGCACAUGUUGAGCGGGAGCCCAGAACACUUUCAAAAGCAUAGGCCUGGGAGCAGUCCAGAACAUCAAAAGCACAGCAGCAGCGGAAGCCCUGAACUUCAUCAAAAGCAUGCUCUGAGUGGAAGCUCAGAACACCUCCAAAAAGUGAGGGGCACAAGUCCUGAGCAUCUCAAACAGCAUUACGGGGGAAGUCCCGAGCACCUCAAACAUUUGGGCAAUGGCAGCAGAGAAGGCACCUUAAGGAGACAAGCUGCAGAUGAUCUGUCACCCCAUCAUAGGGGCCUCUACAAUGGGAUGAAUGAAUCAACCUUGUCCUAUGUUAGGCAGCUGGAAGCAAGAGUAAGACAGCUGGAGGAGGAAAAUCGCAUGCUGCCCCAGGAUCCCAUUAGGAUGCCAUCAGAGGUAGAUGGGAAUGUCUGUUCUCCGAACCAUCCAGCUAGCUUCAAUGAACAGGCCUCCUUAUCUUCUCAACAGCCUGAAGCGAUGGUUAAUGCCCUCAAGGUUGUGUGGAGGAAACUUGGAGAUGCUGCAGGCUCGUGUCCUGGAAUUAGACAGCACUUGUCUGGAAGCCAGUACAAAGGGCCAAUGUGAAUGACUGUCAAAACAAGGAAGGAUUCCAAGUAUCAGUGGACGUCACAGCAACCCUUUUAAUAAUAAUGAGACAAUGCCAAACACUUUCUAGGCCACUACUGGAAAAUAGAAGAGUCUUUUCUUCAUAGACUUUUGUGUGAAGUAUCCAGAUCUGCAACUAAUAUACUUCAUUCUGCUUUUGCCACAAGCAUUUUCAAUACACACACACACAAACACACACACACGGAUAUAGCUAACAAUCAUCAAGGUUGUUUGCAUUAAUUCAGAUGGAAAACUCUCAGAGAAAGUGCUUUUAUAAAAAAAAAGGAAAAGAAAAGAAAAGAAAGAAAUCAAGAGAUUCUAAUGAACUAUGCUCUUGGUCUUCACAGUUUGAAAAAAAAAGUAGUCUUAUAUUUAAUUGUAUUAAAUAUUGAAUAAUGGUGAAUAGCAAAUCUGCAGCUGAAACCAUUUUCUUUCCAGAUGUUAGGAUUAGUGCUAAAUACCCCAAACCUUCAAGUCUUGCAAGAGCCAAUACUGUAGCAAAAGAAAAACUAUAUAUAUAAGCACUAAAAUUGUGAUGCCUCAUUGCUCUAAAAACAUAGACCAAGAAUCACUUUAUUCUUAUCCACUUUGGUGAUUGCAUUCUAAAGACCUGGUCUUUCUCUUAUUAAAAGAAAUAUUCCCUCUGUAGCAAAGUGCAGCCAAGUCCUGAGGCACUCUUAGUAAUCGGGCAUCAAAAGCCUGUGCUGCUCUUUCAGGGUUGAAAUAGAUCCUUGAGCCACACUGAAGACAGGGUACCUGUAGUAAUGCUCUGGAGACAUGGUGCCUGGUAGCUGCAAUUGUAUCCAUGGCUAAAUCUUGAUUGGAGAUCUGCACAUAUACAUCAAGGAGAAUGCCGGAAGGGAGGGACUGUUUCCAGCGCUGUGGAGUGAACACUGCAUCUAUUUUCAUUCUUUUUUAAUAGAUAGGGGAUUGCUGAUAUCUAAAGAAAAAAUAGCUCAGAUAUCAGACUUGUGUGCUUUUAAUUUUAAUGUACACAUAAACCCACACAGAAAAACUUGAAAAGGGGAAAGUUGUGCUCUUGGAACAUGGAGCUGCACGCUGUUUCUAAUCAAUUUGAAUUAGAGACUGAUGGAAAUGGGAUAUUCAUGAUUGGCAGACAAGAAUAGAUGGAUGUGCUGUGAAAAUGGCAAACAAGACUAAGAAGCAAUUCACCAAGAAAGCUUGAAUGCUAAUGAUAGGAGUAGCUGUGGGGGUGACAGUUAUAGAUUGAGAGAUAAAGCAGAAAAUAUAGACACUAGCACCAGAAUGAAGGAUACCCACUUCCAGAGAAAUCACAAAUAAUUGGGAAAAUGUUAUGGAUAUAGGCUUCUCAUCUCUCAGUUAUAAAUUCAAAAUUAAGUUGAAAGUGAAGACUCUUCGAAUGAGGCUUCAGCUUAAAUUAUGACUACACUAAAGAGAAUAACAAACACAAGUCAUUUAAGGAAAGGAAAUCAUUAAAAGUUACUCCAAAAGUUUAAAAGAUGGCCAUAUCAUUGACUUAUGACUUUCAGUAACAUUUUCUCAAAUAUCACAAAUGUCCUUCCUUGGCCACUACUUUUAGGCUAAAAACCAACAGUUUAUAUAACUGACACAAUUUCUGCAGGGUAUCAAAAAUAAAUGAGUUAUGUGUAUCAUGAAUUGAACAGGACUUUACACAAAGCAAACUAUCUGUUGGUAAUACUUUCACUUUGGAUGUACAAUGUUUUGUGUAUUUUUCAGAGCAGAUGAAACAAUAAGGUGAAUUAGAAAGAGGAAAGGAGGUUUUGCUCCUGGGAAAGUGGAUCAGAGAAUAGUGUGAAAUUGGGUAAUGCUAAGAAAAUAUUUCAGGGAGCUCCUGGGUGUAAAACCUGGGCUAAUCUUAGAGACAAAUGACAAACCCAUCAUGACUAUGAUGGAUGCUGAAAUCAUCUCACUUCCAAAAAUCUGGCACUCAAAACUGAAGGCUGAUAUAGAAAACAUUCCAUGGCUUUAAGGAUAAUGCAGGAAAAAAAAAUAAUAUUUUGACUCCGAUAAAUUAAAGACUGAGGAGGUUAAGGGUAGUUUACUGAACACUGAAAUCCAUACCAUGGAACAGUAGCAUAAUAAUCAUAGAAUUAGAGGAACCCAUCAUUUCUCUGGAUAGUAUUGUCAGAUUGUUCUUGCUGCUAGGAAGGUUUUGUUUUGUUUUGUUUGAUAUUCAACUGAAAUCUAUUACCCUGCAACAUAAUCCUUUUUAAUAUCUCCUGAUGAUAAAGAACAGAUCUUGGUCUUUUUUAUAUCUGUGAAAUUGUUGAAAAACGUUAUCAUGAAAAUGGUCAUGAAAAUUCAAGUUAUUUAUAAAAAUGUUGAAAACAUGGGCCUAGGACUAGACUCUGUGGCAUCCCAUUGGAUUUUUUAAAAAUGUGGAUCAUUAAUGAAUUAACUCUUUGAACACAGUUUUCAAGCAGUUGUGGAUCACUUAAUAAACACGACAUAAACCCCAUAUUUGACAAUUACAGUACCAUGGUAUCCAAUAUCAGUUGCUUUCUUGAAGUCAAGAAAUACCUGCCUAGCAUUUUUAUUAAUCUGGUAAGACUUUUUCCUGACAAAUCAGUGGAAACUGAUGCAUUUUUAAGGUGCUUAUAGAUCCAGUAGUAGAGAAUGAUGGGUCCUUGGUUGUUUUUCUGCAGAUGUUUCUGCAGAUCUUAGUUUCUAGGUUAAAUAAUAUCACCAGUGCAUGGAAGAAUAGUUUGCUGGUUACUUAUGUAUAGUAGCUUGCCCUCCUGGUCUUGAUUGGACUGUAAUUUCUUCCUUGAUAACUUUAACAACAAAAAAAUGACACCAGAACUAAGUCUGGCAGGGCAAACUAUAUAAUUAUCAGUAAACUGCAAUUUCCCAUGAUUGAUGAUGUUACCUAGAAAUAUAUGCAGGAAAACAACCAAGUUAAGAGAAUACAAGAACCCAACAGCAUUUGCGGAUGAUUGACUGAUUAUUUGUCCUAGAAUCUUCCUAGGUAUUCAAAUCAAGCUAUAGUUCCAGAGGUUCUCCUUUUUCAUUUUUUUUUUUUGAAAAGAGGAAUAUAUGCCCUUGUCUAGUCUACCAAUUCAAUGCAGUCUUCAGGAUUCUGCAUUUAAUAGGCAACAGUUUAGCCAGACCAACAAGUUCUUUUCAGUACUCUGAAAUACAGUUAAUCCAACCUUGGAGAUUUAGGUUUAUAGUAGUCCUCAAUUUACAGCCACAAUUAGAACCAGAAUUUUCAUUGCUAACCAAGGCUAUUGUUGUGAGUCAUCCCUGAUUUUGCUACCUUUUUUUUUUUUGCCACAUUUAAUAAGUGCUUGAAUGAAAAUGGCAUACACAAACGUGUAUACUUAUGUUUGCUCCAGGAUCAAUUGUAGAGUACAUCCAGACUGGAUCUUUUGAGUCCCAGUAUAUAUAAUGAUCCUGUUGCUACUGUUCAUCAGCAUUUGGAGACUAAGAUUCUGCUGUGACUUGAGGAGCAAUUGCCUCUUGCUCCCUUUUCUUUUGAUACUGUGGACCAUGCAGAGAACUAGACUUAGUGGAGUUCAAAUUCAUGUCAUGUCCAGCUACUCAGGAUAUUGAUAAGUAUUAGAGUCUUUUGUGGAAUCUAUGGUCUUUGACACAAGUCCACAUCAUAUUUGCUAUGGAGAGAAUGAGCAGCCAAAAGGCCUCUUCUCUAAAGAGAGCCUACAGGAUGUAAAUUUAAGUAUAACCGAACUGUACAUUGCACCACAAGUAUAGUUCAGGAUAGACUGCUGGAUUCCAUGGGCUCUAGAAAUCCUAUGAAUCCAAGUGUUCUGGAUGUGACAAUUAUGCUUCUAGUUUUUGUGAGUUCCUUUAGAUAAGACACAAAUAAAAUUCUCCAUUUGGGGGCUGAAGGUUGCUACACUAUUUUAAUCAUCAGACCUCUGAUAGACAUAAUUAAGAUUAAUUUUAGGUUGGAUCCUGGAUAAUUUGAACCAAAGUAUAACCUCUCUUUCCUGACUCAUUUCUUAUCUGAUUAUACUAAUUUCCUAUGUAGUAAUUGUGCUCCAGUGUAAUUGACGCUACAGCCGACCUUUAGGGUGAUGCUCAACUCCUGCCACAUGACAUCAUUUUUGUACCAUGUAGAAAUUUUGUGAAGUACCUUAAAAUAAUUAGCUACAUUCAGUGCUCCUUAUUUCAUGAAAUUGAUUUCAGUAGCAAUGCUGUUGCAGAGUCCUGCACCGAGCCCAUACGUCAUCACACUGAAAUGGCUCAUCGUAGUCUGUUGUUCAACAAAUCCCUUGCCAGUUGCUUGUUUGCUGAUGUGGGUUUUAGGAUUGUGCUACUAUAGAUAUUAAGCAUUUGGAAUCUUUAAUCCAACCCUACAAGUCCCUUCUAAAUGUCAGGGAGCUAGGUUCUUCGGUUUUAUAAGAUAAUACUUGAUUUCACAAAUGUGUAUGGCUAACAGAAUAACACUGUAUUUAUUUGGGGUUCAGGAGAACUUUUCUUGCAGAGGUUCACAUCCUUUUAGAGGAAAUGUUGAGGAUUCUUGAAAGCAUGUCCUUCAUUAAUCUGAGGUUGAAAAUGCUUUUUCAUUUUGCUUGAGUUUUUGAAGAUAAAUGGGCUUACAUUAAAAUUUCCCUCCUAUCCCCUCCACUGUAUAAUAUUAGAUUCUGUGUAUUAAAUGUCUGAUAGCUAUUUUGUGUAUAUAUCAAAAUGCAGUAAUAUUUGUAUGAAUGUGCAACAGGCUUGUGAUUAAACGCUGUUGCUUUGACUUUUUAAUCAUACCUGAGUAUUUAACGCAGCAAUAGGAAUGCAACAAUUCCCAAGAUUGGGAUGAUUAAGAGGGUUUAAUUCAAAAUUGAUAGUGUCCUGUUUGUUUUCCUUUUUUCUUUUUCUCCGCUAUUAUGAUGGUGGGUAUUAGAUGGCUCCAGCACUAAUAUAGUGCAGCCUUUUAUCCUAUAAUAGAGUGGCAUUAAUCAGCCCCCUUUUUUCCAGGAAAAAAAGGUUAUCAAAAAUGUGCUUUAGUAAUUCAAUCAGAUUUUUUUUUAAUGUCAUGCUAGCUAACACAGUUGUUUUUCAUUAUUUAUAUUAAAAUUGUUAUAUUCCUAUUAUUACACGAGAACAAUGAAAGCGAGAGACCCUCAAAGAAUUUGUGCCCGUGGUCAAGGACUAGAUCCAAAGAACAACUCUAGAGAGGUUUUAAGUAUUUUUCUGGAUCAAUGGGAUAUUAAACUAUUUUUCAUUGAAUAGCAGUCUCUUUUCCUAAUGCUGUAUCACAAAGUGUUUAAAUAUUCCAUUCAGUCUAAUAAACGGAUUGCAACUGGCUACUUACUAUUCAAGGAAGAAAUGUCUAAGCUGUUCUUUUCCCUCAUUGAGGGUUGGGAGCAAGUUUUGUUGUUUGAUGGAUCUUAGCCAAGUUCUGCAGGAGAUAAUUUGAGCGAUGUUGGCCUUUUGACAUAAGUAUGUAAAUUUUGAUACUGUACUAAAACUAUUUUUUUACAAUUCAUCAUAUAAUGGGGAUACCAAACAUAUGUGUUCAUUUUAGCAAUGGUAAUAAAAUAUUUAAUCUCAAAAUCAA